Molecule: messenger RNA, 1294 nt
Organism: Diversispora eburnea
Lineage: Eukaryota; Fungi; Glomeromycota; Glomeromycetes; Diversisporales; Diversisporaceae
Source: the annotation of a GenBank genome assembly
AUGAGCAAUAGCUCAUUCGUUAGAACUAGAAGGAAAGGUGUCAACUAUGGCACCACUUCUAGAAACUUAACACAAGAUAAAAAUAAAUUUGAUCCUAUUGGCAAUAAGCAAAUUCUUAAAAAACAGAAUACAAAAAAUAAAUUGAAAGAAUCCUCUGAGGAAGAAAAUGACGAUGCUAUAGCCUCGGGCAGUAAUUCAAUCCCCCAAGUAGUUAUCUCAAAUAACGAAAUUACAGAAAAUGAACCUGAAUCAUAUGAACAAGUUAUUGACAUGGAAGAAGAAACAGAUACGGGUGCGAACAACUUUCAAGUAAUUGGAGGUAACCUUGAAGAAUCUAAACAUAAUAAAGAAAGUGAAUGGCAAGAAGUCAGGAGGAAGGGGAAAAAUAAGGCCAAAGAUAAUAAUAAUAAUAAUGACGAAGAAGAUAGCAAGUCAGUAUCAUCCUAUAAUUCAGAUAGCGACUUCCAAACGAAAUGGAGGAAAAUCACUCAAACUCCCAAGUAUAAAAUUUGGACAUAUGCGACUAAGAUAAUGGGGAAAAACCUCGGUGAUAAAAUCGAUAAAAUUAGACAAAUCUUGAAAAAAGAAUCUGAUGUUGUCCUGGUAAAAUCUGAAAUUUUUGAGAACAAUAGAAUGAUUGCAGCCUAUUAUGACAACAAAGAAGAAAUGGAAAAGGGAAACAAAGCUAAUGUGGGCAACGAUGCAGACCAGCCUACUUACAUGCAUAGAGCACAGAUCUUUAAAAGGAAUCCUGAAAGAGAUCUCAUGCAUGGAGUCAAAUUGUGGGACAUACCUAUACAUAUGACUAACAAAGAAAUUAAAACUGAGUUAGAAUUUAAUUUUGGUAUAAUUGAAAGAAUGAAUGUAAGGACUAAUAACAUGUGGCAAUCUGCAGUAGUCUUCUUUAAAGAAGAAGAAGUGGCGAAAAAGGAGGAUUUAGACAAAGCUUUCACUUUUAAGUGGGAAACAGAAGCGUUUAAAAUCGAGAUUAUUGACUUAACAAUCAAAACAUGCCACAGAUGUAAAUCGACGGAACAUUUGGCAGCAGCAUGCCAAAGAACACUCAGGGACAAAGAAUUUAAGAUCAAAUCAGCUGAGAGGUUAGAAAAAUUCGGUCCAAUGUAUAAAAAACAUAACCCAAAGUAUUUUAAUAUCCUCAGCAAACAAGUUAGUGGGAAAACAUACGCAGAAGCUACAAAAAAUAAAACAAGUAAAAUUUAUAACACCAAACCAUCAGAAUCUGAAAAUGUUAGAUUAGAUAGAAUUGAAAAACUACUAUUAGAAAUUUCCAAUC